AUGUUCGGAUCUCUCGAGGAAAAUUUGGAUUUUGUGACAGGGAAAGUCUUUGGUUUGAUUUGCUAUUUUUCAGGUCAUCAUCUUGAUCCAAUCUACGGUGGCCUGCAACUUCGGCGAGUAACUGAAGUGCAAAUACCUGAAAUUGGUCCACCCGAAAAUAGAGUUUUCAUUUUGCGGGAACUUGAGCCGAAGGAAGACGAUGGGCUCCAGGGGGUUUUUGGUGGGGGAGUUCUUUGCAGUGUUCGUCGAGGUUUAUCGGCGGGCCUGGCUCCUGCACCGCCUAGCGUUCUCGUUCGAUGUGGAGGUUCGGGUGUUUCUUCUCGGACGGCA
Molecule: messenger RNA, 330 nt
Organism: Striga asiatica
Lineage: Eukaryota; Viridiplantae; Streptophyta; Magnoliopsida; Lamiales; Orobanchaceae
Source: the annotation of a GenBank genome assembly